AUGACGAAGCGCACAAAGAAGGUCGGCGUGACCGGUAAAUACGGCACUCGCUAUGGUGCAUCGCUCCGCAAACAAGUCAAGAAGAUGGAAAUCACCCAACACGCCCGAUACAUCUGUACCUUCUGCGGCAAGAACACCGUUAAGAGAGAGGCAGUCGGAAUCUGGAAAUGCAAGGGCUGCAAGAAGACAGUGGCUGGAGGCGCGUGGACAGUUUCAACCCCUGCUGCGGCUGCCACCAGAUCAACCAUUCGACGACUGAGGGAAAUUGCGGAGGUGUAA
Molecule: messenger RNA, 279 nt
Organism: Fonsecaea erecta
Lineage: Eukaryota; Fungi; Ascomycota; Eurotiomycetes; Chaetothyriales; Herpotrichiellaceae
Product: 60S ribosomal protein L43-B
Exons: 3
Coding region: 1-279 (92 amino acids)
Biological process (GO): translation
Cellular component (GO): ribosome
Molecular function (GO): structural constituent of ribosome
Source: RefSeq, a predicted model, not a curated record